CUACUUUUGCAGCAGCAGGUCUGAAAUCCCCCGAUACUAAAAAAGAGGCUCCUUUUGCAGCCCCAGAGCAAUCGGAGGGAAGAUGCUUUGAGCGACGAUAGGAACUCCGGAAAAGAGAUGGCUUUGCGUCCUGCAGACACGAACUCUUGGUUGGUGUAGCCGGGAGGCUGCUGGCAAAGAUUGCGGCAGGAACUGACCCCACCAAUGGCUUGGUGAUCUUCGGAAGGGAUGCACCCACCUCUGAGAUGGUGCUGAGUUACUUUGCUCCUUUUGGAGGGAAUUCCAGGGCUCCAGAGGUGAGAUAAAAGCCCCCGAGGGAUCCAGCACCAUGGUUGCCUUGUCGCUGAAAAUCUGUGUCCGCCAAUGCAAUGUGGUGAAGACGAUGCAGUUUGAACCUUCCACUGCAGUCUAUGAUGCGUGCCGGGUUAUCCGCGAGAGGGUGCCAGAGGCUCAGACAGGGCAAGCCUCUGACUACGGGUUGUUUCUGUCCGAUGAAGAUCCACGGAAAGGCAUUUGGCUGGAGGCCGGCAGGACCCUGGAUUACUACAUGCUACGGAACGGGGAUGUUUUGGAAUACAAAAAGAAGCAGAGGCCCCAGAAAAUCAGGAUGUUGGAUGGCUCUGUGAAGACGGUGAUGGUGGAUGACUCUAAAACCGUUGGAGAACUGCUGGUGACCAUCUGCAGCCGGAUAGGCAUAACCAACUAUGAAGAGUAUUCCUUAAUCCAAGAAGGCAGUGAGGAGAAGAAGGAAGAGGGCACGGGGACCCUGAAGAAGGAUCGGACGUUGCUACGGGAUGAAAAAAAGAUGGAAAAAUUAAAAGCCAAGCUGCACACCGAUGAUGACCUGAACUGGUUGGAUCACAGCCGAACGUUUCGGGAACAAGGGGUGGAUGAGAACGAGACGCUGCUUCUGAGACGGAAGUUCUUCUACUCUGAUCAGAACGUGGAUUCCAGAGACCCCGUCCAGCUCAACCUGCUCUAUGUCCAGGCCCGUGAUGACAUUCUGAACGGUUCCCACCCAGUAUCCUUCGAGAAGGCCUGUGAAUUUGGUGCUUUUCAGGCACAGAUCCAGUUCGGGCCUCACGUGGAGCACAAGCACAAACCUGGAUUCUUGGAUCUGAAAGAAUUUCUCCCCAAAGAAUACAUCAAGCAAAGAGGAGCUGAAAAGAGAAUAUUCCAGGAACACAAGAAUUGCGGAGAGAUGACAGAAAUAGAGGCAAAAGUGAAGUACGUGAAGUUGGCCCGGUCUCUGAGGACCUAUGGAGUCUCCUUUUUCCUGGUGAAGGAGAAAAUGAAAGGAAAGAACAAACUGGUCCCACGUUUGCUAGGAAUUACCAAGGAGUCUGUGAUGCGUGUGGAUGAAAAGACCAAGGAAGUCUUGCAGGAGUGGCCUCUGACCACUGUGAAGCGCUGGGCGGCUUCACCCAAAAGCUUCACCCUGGAUUUUGGGGAGUACCAAGAGAGCUACUAUUCGGUUCAGACCACUGAAGGGGAGCAGAUCUCUCAGCUGAUCGCAGGUUACAUUGACAUCAUCCUCAAGAAGAAGCAAAGCAAGGACCGCUUUGGGCUGGAAGGAGAUGAGGAAUCAACUAUGCUGGAAGAAUCCGUCUCUCCCAAAAAGUCGACGAUUUUGCAGCAGCAGUUCAACCGCACCGGAAAGGUGGAGCAUGGCUCUGUGGCGCUUCCGGCCGUCAUGCGCUCAGGCUCCACCGGCCCAGAGACCUUCAACAUGGGCAGCAUGCCUUCCCCACAGCAGCAGGUGACGGUUGGGCAGAUGCACCGGGCCCACAUGCCCCCUCUGACCUCAGCCCAGCAGGCCCUGAUGGGCACCAUCAACACCAGCAUGCAGGCCGUCCAGCAGACGCAGGCAGACCUCACCCAAAUCGAUGACCUUCCGCCUUUAGGAAAUGACAUGGCUUCCAGAGUUUGGGUCCAGAACAAAGUGGACGAGUCAAAACAUGAAAUACACUCUCAGGUUGAUGCAAUCACUGCAGGGACAGCUUCCGUGGUGAACCUUACAGCAGGGGACCCGGUCGACACAGACUACACAGCCGUGGGCUGUGCCAUCACCACCAUUUCCUCCAACCUUACGGAGAUGUCCAAGGGGGUCAAGUUGUUGGCGGCCCUCAUGGACGACGAGGUUGGAAGUGGGGAAGACCUGCUGAAGGCCGCUCGGACCCUGGCAGGGGCUGUCUCAAACCUGCUCAAAGCAGUGGAACCGACAUCAGGAGAGCCCCGGCAGACUGUUCUGACUGCAGCCGGCAGCAUCGGCCAAGCCAGCGGGGAGCUGCUCAGGCAGAUCGGGGAGAACGAGACAGACGAACGUUUCCAGGUAAAGCUCCCCUGGGCCCCCUUGAAGAUUUCUGUACCAGGAUGCCCUGCAGAUGAUCUGAGCCUCUUCUCAUGGUUCAGCCCUCUUUCCCUCCUUCCUCUUCCCCAGGAUGUCUUGAUGAGUCUGGCCAAAGCUGUGGCCAAUGCCGCCGCCAUGUUGGUACUGAAAGCCAAGAACGUGGCUCAGGUGGCCGAGGACACUGUUCUGCAGAACAGAGUGAUCGCGGCUGCCACGCAGUGCGCCCUCUCCACCUCGCAGCUGGUGGCUUGUGCAAAGGUGGUGAGUCCCACCAUCAGCUCCCCGGUGUGUCAGGAGCAGCUGAUUGAAGCCGGGAAGCUGGUGGAUCGCUCCGUGGAGAACUGCGUGCGGGCGUGCCAGGCUGCCACGGACGACACCGAACUGCUCAAGCAAGUCAGUGCGGCAGCCAGCGUGGUCAGCCAGGCCCUGAAUGACCUCCUGCAGCACGUCCGCCAGUUUGCCAGCCGGGGGGAGCCCAUCGGGCGCUACGAUCAGGCCACCGACACCAUCAUGUAUGUCACCGAGAGCAUCUUCAGUUCCAUGGGGGAUGCCGGGGAAAUGGUGCGGCAGGCCAGGGUGCUAGCGCAAGCAACUUCAGAUCUGGUGAACGCCAUGCGCUCAGACGCCGAGGCAGAAAUUGACAUGGAGAACUCGAAGAAGCUCCUGGCAGCUGCCAAACUUCUUGCGGAUUCCACAGCCCGGAUGGUAGAAGCUGCAAAGGGAGCUGCUGCCAACCCCGACAAUGAAGACCAGCAGCAGAGGCUGCGGGAAGCGGCCGAAGGGCUCCGGGUGGCCACCAACGCAGCUGCCCAGAACGCCAUUAAGAAGAAGAUUGUGAACCGACUGGAGGUGGCAGCAAAACAGGCAGCCGCAGCCGCCACUCAAACCAUCGCAGCCUCGCAGAACGCUGCCAUUUCAAACAAGAACACGGCAGCCCACCAGCAGUUAGUCCAGAGCUGCAAGAACGUGGCUGACCACAUCCCGCAGCUGGUGCAAGGCGUGCGAGGGAGCCAAGCACAGGCGGAGGACUUGGGCGCCCAACUCGCCUUGAUCAACUCCAGCCAAAAUUUCCUCCAGCCAGGGAGCAAAAUGGUGGCUUCGGCCAAAGCAGCAGUGCCAACCGUGACCGACCAGGCGGCGGCCAUGCAGUUGAGCCAGUGUGCCAAGAAUCUGGCCACCAGCCUGGCAGAGCUGAGGACGGCCUCUCAGAAGGCACACGAAGCCUGUGGUCCCAUGGAGAUCGACUCGGCCUUGAACACCGUCCAGACCCUGAAAAAUGAAUUGCAGGAUGCAAAGAUGGCGGCCCUCGACGGACAGUUGAAGCCUCUUCCGGGGGAAACGCUUGAAAAAUGUGCCCAGGACUUGGGAAGCAUCUCCAAAGCUGUCGGUUCCUCCAUGGCGCAGCUGUUGACCUGUGCCGCCCAAGGCAACGAAGACUACACAGGGGUGGCUGCCCGGGAAACAGCCCAGGCACUGAAGACCUUGGCACAAGCGGCGCGGGGCGUGGCCGCAUCCACAGGCGACCCAGCUGGGGCCCGCGCGAUGCUGGACUCUGCGUGGGACGUGAUGGAAGGCUCCGCUCUGCUCAUCCAGGAGGCCAAGCAGGCCCUGGUGUCUCCGGGGGAUGCCGAGAGUCAGCAGAGGCUGGCCCAGGUGGCGAAAGCCGUGUCCCACUCGCUGAACAACUGCGUCAACUGCCUCCCUGGCCAGAAGGACGUGGACGUGGCACUGAAGAGCAUCGGCGAAUCCAGCAAGAAGCUGCUGGUGGAAUCGCUGCCCCCCAGCUCCAAGUCAUUCCAGGAAGCGCAGAGCGAGCUCAACCAAGCAGCGGCCGACCUGAACCAGGCAGCUGGGGAGGUGGUGCACUCCACGCGGGGCCAGAGCGGGGAGCUGGCGGCUGCCUCAGGGAAGUUCAGCGAGGACUUUGAUGAGUUUCUCGACGCAGGGAUUGAAAUGGCCGGCCAAGCUCAGACCAAAGAGGACCAAAUUCAGGUCAUCGGGAACCUCAAGAACAUCUCCAUGGCUUCCAGCAAGCUGCUUCUGGCAGCCAAGUCUCUGUCGGUGGACCCCGGCGCUCCCAACGCCAAGAACCUCUUAGCGGCGGCUGCCAGGGCGGUCACGGAGAGCAUCAACCAGCUGAUCACCUUGUGUACCCAGCAAGCGCCUGGCCAGAAGGAGUGCGACAACGCUCUCCGGGAACUGGAGACCGUGAAGGAGAUGCUGGAAAAUCCCAGCGAGCCCGUAAGCGACCAGUCUUACUUCGACUGCAUUGAAGGCGUCAUGGAGAACUCCAAGGUGCUCGGGGAAGCGAUGGCCGGCAUCUCCCAGAACGCCAAGACCGGUGACCUGCCUGUCUUCGGGGAGUGUGUGGGGGUGGCUUCCAAGGCUCUCUGCGGUCUCACCGAAGCAGCGGCUCAGGCCGCCUACCUGGUGGGCAUCUCGGACCCCAACAGCCAGGCUGGUCAACAGGGCCUCGUGGAUCCCAUCCAGUUUGCCCGCGCCAACCAGGCCAUCCAGAUGGCGUGCCAGAACCUGGUGGAUCCAGCCAGCAGUCCGUCCCAGGUCUUGUCGGCGGCCACCAUCGUGGCCAAGCACACAUCUGCCCUGUGCAACGCCUGCCGCAUCGCUUCAUCCAAAACGGCCAACCCCGUGGCCAAGAGGCACUUCGUCCAAUCAGCCAAGGAGGUGGCCAACAGCACAGCCAACCUGGUGAAGACUAUCAAGGCUUUGGACGGAGACUUUUCAGAAGACAAUCGUGGCAAGUGCCGGACCGCCGCUGCUCCGCUUAUUGAAGCCGUGGAAAACCUGACCGCCUUCGCCUCCAAUCCCGAGUUUGCCAGCAUUCCUGCUCAGAUCAGUGCUGAGGGUUCUCGCGCACAGGAGCCCAUCCUGGCUUCAGCUCGGACCAUGCUGGAGAGCUCGUCUUUCCUGAUCAAAACCGCUCGCUCCCUGGCCAUCAACCCCAAGGACCCCAGCACCUGGUCUGUCCUGGCUGGACAUUCGCACACUGUCUCCGAGUCCAUCAAGAGCCUUAUCACUUCCAUCAGGGACAAAGCUCCAGGCCAGCGGGAGUGUGACCACGCCAUCGAUGGCAUCAACAAGUGCAUCAGAGAUAUCGAACAAGCCUCCCUCGCUGCCGUUAGUCAGAACUUGGCCACCAGGGAUGACAUUUCUGUGGAGGCCUUGCAAGAGCAGCUGACCUCCGUUGUCCAGGAAAUUGGCCAUCUCAUCGAUCCCAUUGCAACGGCAGCCCGAGGGGAGGCUGCUCAGCUUGGACACAAGGUGACGCAGCUCUCCAGCUACUUUGAACCCUUGGUUCUGGCGGCCAUUGGUGUCGUCUCCAAGUUGAUGAAUCACCAGCAGCAAAUGAACCUGCUGGAUCAGACCAAGACCUUGGCGGAAUCGGCCCUCCAGAUGCUCUACGCGGCCAAGGAAGGAGGGGGGAAUCCAAAGGCAUCCCACACGCAUGAUGCCAUCCUGGAAGCAGCACAGCUCAUGAAGGAAGCCGUGGACGACAUCAUGGUGACCUUGAAUGAGGCUGCCAGUGAAGUAGGCAUGGUGGGGAACAUGGUGGAUUCCAUCGCUGAAGCUAUGAGUAAGCUAGACGAAGGGACUCCGUCCGAUCCCAAAGGGUCCUUUGUCGACUACCAGACCACCGUUGUCAAAUACUGCAGGGCCAUCGCAGUCACAGCCCAGGAGAUGAUGACCAAGGCAGUCACUAAUCCAGAGGAACUGGGAGGACUCGCCUCGCAAAUGACCACUGACUAUGGACACCUGGCUUCCCAGGGCCGGAUGGCAGCGGGGACUGCGGAACCGGAGGAGAUAGGGUUCCAGAUCAGAACCCGGGUUCAAGAACUUGGACACAGCUGCAUCUUCCUGGUCCAAAAAGCCGGCGCCCUGCAGAUAUGUCCAACCGAUGCCUACACUAAGCGGGAGUUGAUCGAAUGCACCCGGACGGUCAGCGAAAAGGUGUCCCUGGUGUUGUCGGCUCUCCAGGCAGGGAACAAGGGCACCCAGGCGUGCAUCACCGCUGCCAGCGCCGUCUCCGGCAUCAUCGCUGACCUGGACACCACCAUCUUGUUUGCUGCGGCCGGGACACUGAAUGCUGAAAACAACGAAUCCUUCGCCGACCACAGGGAAAAUAUUCUAAAGACUGCAAAGACUUUGGUUGAAGACACCAAGCUGCUGGUCUCCGGAGCCGCCUCUAGCCAGGAGAAGUUGGCCCAAGCAGCCCAGUCUUCGGCCAGCACCAUCACGCAACUGGCAGAGGUGGUGAAGCUGGGAGCAGCCAGCCUGGGCUCAGAUGACCCUGAAACGCAGGUUGUGCUAAUCAAUGCCAUCAAGGAUGUGGCGAAGGCCUUGUCUGACCUCAUCGGUGCCACCAAAGGAGCCGCCAGCAAGCCAGCAGACGACCCGUCCAUGUACCAGCUCAAGGGGGCUGCCAAGGUGAUGGUGACCAACGUCACCUCCCUCCUGAAGACGGUGAAGGCGGUGGAGGACGAGGCCACGCGUGGAACCAGGGCGCUGGAGGCCACCAUAGAGUACAUCAAGCAGGAGCUCACGGUGUUCCAGUCCAAGGACGUUCCCGAGAAGACCUGCUCUCCAGAAGAAUCCAUCCGGAUGACGAAAGGCAUCACCAUGGCAACGGCCAAAGCCGUGGCAGCCGGGAACUCCUGCCGGCAAGAGGAUGUGAUCGCCACGGCCAACCUCAGCCGCAAAGCCGUGGCCGACAUGCUGGCUGCCUGCAAGCAAGCCUCCUACCACCCCGAUGUCAGCGAAGACGUGCGGAUGAGGGCACUGCAUUAUGGGACAGAGUGCACCUUGGCUUACCUGCAGCUCUUGGAACAUGUCCUGAUGAUCCUCCAGAAGCCCAGUGCCGAGCUGAAGCACCUGCUGGCUGCCUUGUCCAAAGGGGUCGCAGGGGCUGUGACGGAGCUCAUACAAUCUGCCGAAGCCAUGAAAGGUACCGAAUGGGUCAACCCUGAAGACCCCACCGUGAUUGCCGAGACGGAAUUACUCGGAGCUGCUGCUUCUAUUGAAGCAGCUGCCAAAAAGCUGGAGCAGCUGAAACCCAGAGCCAAGCCCAAGCAGGCGGACGAGACCCUCGACUUUGAAGAACAGAUUCUCGAAGCUGCCAAGUCAAUCGCCGCCGCCACCAGCGCCUUGGUCAAGUCGGCCUCUGCUGCCCAGCGAGAACUGGUCGCCCAAGGCAAGGUGGGGGCCAUUCCUGCCAACGCCGCCGAUGAUGGUCAGUGGUCUCAGGGACUGAUUUCCGCGGCCCGGAUGGUGGCAGCUGCAACUAGCAACCUCUGCGAGGCGGCCAAUGCCUCGGUCCAAGGCCACGCCAGUGAGGAGAAGCUCAUCUCCUCGGCCAAGCAAGUGGCCGCUUCCACGGCUCAGCUGCUGGUGGCUUGCAAAGUGAAGGCGGACCAGGACUCCGAGGCCAUGAGGAGGCUGCAGGUGGCGGGCAAUGCCGUAAAACGGGCAUCGGACAACCUGGUCAGGGCGGCCCAGAAGGCGGCCUUUGGCAAGGCAGAUGACGACGACGUGGUGGUGAAGACCAAGUUUGUGGGGGGCAUUGCGCAGAUCAUCGCAGCCCAGGAGGAGAUGUUGAAGAAGGAACGGGAAUUGGAGGAAGCUCGGAAAAAACUGGCCCAGAUCCGCCAGCAGCAGUAUAAGUUCCUCCCGAGUGAACUGCGGGAAGAGGAAGGCUAAACGCCCGCAGGGGUCUCGCUGGGAAGAAAGUGAGCCGAGCAUGGGAUGGGCGGGUGGGUGGGUGGGUGGGCCAUGCUGCAGAGAGACUCUGCCUAAGCCCUGGCCAACAUCUGGGCUGUGUGAGAGGAGCCAACGCUUCAGCCGCAGCCUCUUGGCAAGCCCACCCCGUGGUACAGUGUUAGGGUACCCCUGUGCCCCCACCCCCAUUCCCGGCCUUUAUUUCUUGUAUCUCAGGAGAAAAAGUUCUUGCCUCUCGCCACCGGGCAGAUCAAGUCAGUAUUAUAACAUGUCCUGAAGUUUCGAUCUAUUUAUUAUCCUCUCUGGCCUGCGUUAAGGACUUUGGUCUCAUGUGGGAAAGCAGGCUGGGGAAGCCUUUGACCCGGAGAAAAGCCGCCCCCUUGGAGUUGGGGACGGGGGGGGGGGGUCUCUGCCAGUGUUACGAGACGGUUUCACAAACGGAGGACCUUUUGCACUAAAAGUACUCGAUUCAGCACAUUGUGGGCAGCAGCAGCCCCUCCUGUACCCCCACCCAGAAUUAGAAUAAUCCUGCUUUCGGAGCGAUGCCCGUUCACCCGUUUUCCUCUGGAGCAGAGGGCACCAAACAACUUUCCAGCAUUAAACACAACCGUUUUUCUCUCUUGCUUUUGUGGAGACUUUGUUUUGUGGAAUGUCUGACCUGGUCCAUAUUUCACUGCUGCGAACAAGGACAGGCCCAAGAGGCGGAUUUAGACCUGGGAUGGCACCACAUUGUGUCCGUUAAAGCUGCUCUUGGGUUGUGAAUUCAAACUGGAUGAACCCCUGAGGACUAGUAACAUGCAUAUUGGUCUUUUUUUUUUUUUCUUUUUCCCCCCCAAGUUUUGCUAAGGGAGACAGACGCUGGUAUUGGGAAUUGCAAAGACCAUGUCUACAUAUUUCACAUCUGAACAAUAAAGCCAGACUGUAUUUUUCCAACAGACGAUCAGUGGACCACCCUCUAAACGGAAGCCUUUUAGACAAAAAAACUCCCAUCUGAGAGAGAAGCUGCAGUUUCAAAGCUGCUGCCAUUAGUUUUCCUUUAAUGUGAGAUAAAAUCUUAGCUAAGGUAAAAUUAUCCUUUGUGUUUCUUAUUCCAAACCGCAACAGGCCUGAAACCGGGGCAAUCCCUUCAUACGUUCUGGCUGAGCCGUCUCAAUUCAACCAAACUGUUGGGUGGCAGAAAUUUCCAGAACGGGUUGCAAUUUGUCUGCUGGGGGAGGGGGGCAGCUUUCUCAAACCUUCCUGAAUACCUUGAAGCUUUCUUAAGCAUCGUUACUCACCCGGAGACCAGCCGCUCAGCUCCGGUCCUUGGGAAAGCACUCAGUGGGGUGUAGGCCAUAUCUUUCCAGCUGGGCAAAAUGCUCAGGCUGGGUGCAGGAGGCUCUCAGCCUGGGAUGUUUCGGGUGGGUGGCAUCUUCAUGCCAAGCGUAGAAGUUGGGGCAAAAUCUGCUUGUGGACUGUGUCCUCCAGCCUUUUUAUGGUCAGUAUGGCUAGAAGGUCUGAUCUCCAUGAAACGUGUCACCAGCCAGCCCAAAGUAGCAAAGCCCUGUCUCUGCCCUGCAAGGCCCCCUUCUGCAGGGAGGAAUCAAUGUCCUCCUUUCAUGAGGGUCCCCAUGACUGGCAGCUCCUGACCAUGCCACCUGGUCAUGGGAAACGGAUCACUGGAUAGAAAACACUUUGCAAGAAUCUCAUGUAGUUUUGGAAAAGGAUGCUUCCUGCAGCGAUCUGCCUGGGCUCCGGUCUGGCUCUCCACCGAGAAGGCUUUUCUGGACGGCUCUGAUUUGUCUUCAGCUUUUGUCCACUUGCCCCCCAUCGUAAAACGUACCCAGAACGCUCCCCCUGGCAUUGUGCAGAGGAGACAUUUUUAGGGAUACGUGCAGAAAGUGGGGCUUGAGGCUCGGGGUCCAGAGGCAGAGAGGCCAAGCAAGGGAACCGGCCUCACAAGGCUGGAGCGAGAGAAUUUCCAGAUGGGUCACAUUCUGGAUGCAGUCGGUGUUUCCUCGGGCAUCCUCCAGCAAAACAGCCAUGCUGGCAAAGAGCUUUAAAUUGCUGAUGGGUUGAGUCUGUGGUGCUUUGGUCAAAAAGGAAAACGGAUGUUGAAGGGCGGCCUUUGAGCAAGGAGCUCCCCGAGUUGUUCUUCUCCAGGCCAAGCCCCUCUGCUCUGGUCCACUAAAAUCCCACCCUUGGUGCUCGGCUGUCGGCUUUCUGAAGACACCUGGUCAGCCAUGUUGGAGUGUGAAAAUGUCCCCAUUGGAAGCAAGAGGGACGGAGGACUUGCCCAUGAUCCUUCCCGUCAACCAACCCUGGGAGCUAUUACAGAUUGCGUCGCUGUGCGGCCCUGGAACAUCUGAAUGCAGCUGAGGCUCCUUUCGUGGCCCCAGGCUUCUGGGAGAGGGGCUCCCCCCCAGAAAAAGCCGUGCCCACCCAAAGGAAGAUGGCCACUGCCCAAAAUGACGCACUGUCUUGAUGUCACACUGUAUGUACGCUCUUUAUCAGGCCCACAAAGCUGUUUUCUAUUUACCCUAAAUAAAAUUUUGAACCAA
Molecule: messenger RNA, 10623 nt
Organism: Pantherophis guttatus
Lineage: Eukaryota; Metazoa; Chordata; Lepidosauria; Squamata; Colubridae
Gene: TLN2
Product: talin 2
Biological process (GO): cell-cell adhesion; actin cytoskeleton organization
Cellular component (GO): plasma membrane; focal adhesion; cytoskeleton
Molecular function (GO): actin filament binding; structural constituent of cytoskeleton; integrin binding
Source: RefSeq, a predicted model, not a curated record